UCCAGGACCUUCAAUCCGAAGUUAAUCCAACUUACCAAAAUGAAAUUUUUCGCCGUUCUCCUCGCCGUUGUAGGCGCUGCUUCAGCUGGACUCGCUCCGGUCCUCCUUCCCAAAGUCAACGUCGCCCCGACCCAGGUCAACGUUGUCAGACAGCCCGUCACCGUGACGCAGCCAGAGCUCGUCUACAGGAACGUUCCCGUGCCAGUUAAGGCCGUUGCAUACACCAACCCCGUCGUUUCCACCCCAGUAGUCGCCGCCCCCGUAGUCGCUGCUUACGCCGCUCCCUACGCCCACGCUCCUUUGACCACCUUUUGGUGAUUUUUUCAAUCCUAAAUAAAUACAAUUUAAAAAACGGU
Molecule: messenger RNA, 356 nt
Organism: Cimex lectularius (bed bug)
Lineage: Eukaryota; Metazoa; Arthropoda; Insecta; Hemiptera; Cimicidae
Exons: 2
Coding region: 40-318 (92 amino acids)
Source: RefSeq, a predicted model, not a curated record